This is a messenger RNA of Brassica napus (rape), 932 nucleotides long. RefSeq lists its product as uncharacterized. The transcript has a single exon. NCBI's taxonomy places the organism in Eukaryota, Viridiplantae, Streptophyta, Magnoliopsida, Brassicales, Brassicaceae. The record is from RefSeq and is a predicted model, not a curated record. Bases 239 to 715 code for a protein of 158 amino acids.
UCUGAGGUCACCAGUAAGAGCGUGUAUUUCACGCGACAUCAGAUUCGACUGGCCUCAAGUAGAAACUAAAGAACGAACGUACGGCCACUUUCCUUUUCUCACAAUUCUUCACCGCAAAACUCACACCCAAAAAAAGGAAUCAGAAGAAGAAAGAACAUUAGACAGAGAGAGCAUAUAUAUUACUACCACAAGUGUUACCAGCAGACAGAACAGGAUCAUAGUCAGAUCUGGUGUUUUAAUGGCGGACAAUGAAGAACAGGAGAGGACGACCUCGUACAAGCUGUUUUUGAAAGUAAUAAGCAAGAGAAGAACAUGGGUCUGUCUCUUUCUUGUUGUCUACGCGAUCCUCCUGUCUUCUUCUUGGAACUCGCUGAACUCGAUUGUAGAUUGGUACGGAGAGAACCAUCAGACGUCGUCUGGAUGGCCGGCGGUUUACGCUUCGGUGCUUCUUGGGGUUGUGUUCGGAGUUCUAUCGAUGUCGGCGGCGCUGUUCAUAGCUGUGCCGGCGAUCGUGGUGAUAUGGAUAUCAGUGGUGGUAUCGAUGGCGUUCGCUGGAAAAUCGAGGAGGAGAGUCGUGGUGGAAGGGAGGAAAGUGACGAAAGAGAUCGCUGGGUUUGUGUUUAGGGUUCUGCUCAAAGAAGGAAACGUUGUGGCUCUUCUUUGCGCUCUUCUUGCUUACUUCGUCUUCUUUAAUUCUUACUCUAUCUCUUCUUGAUUCAGUUUAGCCACUUUGUCACUAAAAAUAACAUUUUCAGCUAGUUAUCAUCAGAAUCUUUCCUCAGUAAUUUUCUUUGGUUUAACAAGAUUUUUGUGUUCUUAAAUCUGAAGAUCGAUCUUCUUUGUUGGAUAGUUCUGACGUCAGAUCGAAUGCUUCCACGUCAUGAUACCAAGUUACCAACACGUGAAGUAAUGAAUGACUUUUCUUUUACUAU